Molecule: messenger RNA, 564 nt
Organism: Botrytis byssoidea
Lineage: Eukaryota; Fungi; Ascomycota; Leotiomycetes; Helotiales; Sclerotiniaceae
Exons: 1
Coding region: 1-564 (187 amino acids)
Source: RefSeq, a predicted model, not a curated record
AUGACGUUGCCAUCUUGGAUGGAGGUCAUCGCUUGGUUUGUCACUGUUUCUAUCGUUGUCCCUACUUGGGGGUGUUUUUUUCUUGCGCUAUAUCCACGGCCAGCAUGGAAGAUCAUUGAUUCUGCUUCUACUCCCCCUUCAACACCCAGCCUAAUGCAUUCCUCAGCUCCUAUUCCUGCUCUGCCAGUUUCAUUCCAAGCUCAGGCUCAGACACUAGCUCAUGAUCCAGCUCAAAUCCAAGCUCAUUCUCCAGCAGUAGCAGCAACAUCUGCUCUUCCCUCAUCAUCCGACGUGUAUGAAAUUAUGAAAGAAAUCAGGGAGUUUUCUAAAGGGACAAAUGAGCUGCUGAAGGAGAUGCGGGAUCUCACUCGUGGAACGAUGAAUGUAUGUUUAGAAAUGAGAGGUAUUGCACAGAUUCAUGCCCAGUUCACAUCAACGAAGGUUACUCUAGACAUAAUAGCUAGAAUUGAAGAGCGGACUGGAAUCAUACUGAACACGAAUGAAGAUUUGCUUGGCUUUAUUAAGAUAUUAGAAGAAGGUACACUUGGACUAUUUCGUUCAUGA